AUGGGCGCAACCCCAUUUCAUCGUUCCAUCCUCGAAGUCCGGCUGCCAAAGCACUUUGACAAGCCGACGGACAUGAGCCUCCCACAGGGCUCGGUGGCCAGGUUUUCGGAUAUUAGCCACGCCUUCCUAGCCCAAUUUACUACCAGAAUCGCAAAGGCAAAGCACCCGAUCAAUCUGCUCGGGGUGACCCAGAGGUCCGGCGAACUGACAAGGAAAUAUCUAGACCGGUUCAACGACGAGUGCCUAGAGAUCGACAGGCUGACUGAUUCGGUUGCUAGCCUAUGCCUAACGAAUGGACUUCUAAACGAGGACUUCAGAAAGCACCUCACCACGAAGCCGGUGUGGACGAUGCAGGAGAUUCAAAGUGUAGCCAGGGAAUACAUUAACGAUGAAGAAGUCAGCCAGGUCGUGGAUGCCAACAAACGGCAGCCCUCCUACAAUCAAACACGGCAGCACGGAAGCGGAGAAAGACAGAAGGAACACGCCAGAGAUGGCGGUCUGAGCAAGGCACCCAGGUCAUUUCCUCGAGUCGGGAAGUUCACCAAUUACACCCCCACCAUCCCCAUCAUAAAAGUUUAUCAACAGAUAGCAGAGAAGAAAAUUUUGCCGAAGCCCCGACCUCUGAAGAACCGGACCGGGGGAAGCAAGAGCCUCUAUUGUGAUUAUCACAAAGGCUAUGGACACAAGACACAGGAUUGCUUCGACUUGAAGGACGCGUUCGAACAAGUGAUCCGGGAUGAAAAGCUGGCCGAAUUCUCCCACCUCAUCAGGGAGCCGAGGAGGCAAGAUCGCGACUGCGACGGAGAGGACAAGACCCGCGCGACGAAGCGACGUCACGAGCCGGAGGACAACGAACACGGCCUUACCAUAGUGAACGUGGUAACGGCAAGAGACGCACCUCCAAGGUCGAGGUCGGCACACAAGAAAGACGCCAAGGUCUUGGCGGUUUCCUCAUCCUCAAUGCAAAGUUCCAAUAGGCUCCCACCAAUCUCAUUCGGUCCAGAGGACUAA
Messenger RNA from Arachis ipaensis, 1011 nucleotides. The record is from RefSeq and is a predicted model, not a curated record. NCBI's taxonomy places the organism in Eukaryota, Viridiplantae, Streptophyta, Magnoliopsida, Fabales, Fabaceae.